AUAGGUCAUGCAGACCCCACAGUUGUUUUUUCCGGUCACAUGACCGCCCUGUGUUUCUGGUGACUGGUCCUUUAAGAAAGCGGAACUGAGUCUCGGCUCUUGACGCUGCUGAGGAUGUGGGCAGGAAACGCCGCGCAAGAGGAGCGGAGCGAUCACGCUUCCCAGCGCCGUUGCACAAUACAGUGCGAUGAAAAUGAGCUGUAAUCCGCCACGCUGAUGUCCAGGAGCGGAGCCUCUCCUCGGAUCCCUGCUCCCCGGAAUUCGCAGCGUAGGCUCGGAGAAUCUGCCGGCCAGGGAUUUGACUCCUAGACGAGCGAGAGCGCCGCCUUCGCAGCCUGCUUGGGUUGAAAACAUCGGGGCUGGUCAGCGGGUGGGAGAGAGGAGGCUUCGUCGCGGAAAAAGGAGGUGUCUGCCUUUUCUUCCUCCCCCUCCUCUCCUUUCCUCCUCUCCUCCUCUCCUCUCCUUGGCCAUGAGGGAGUACAAAGUGGUUGUUUUGGGCUCGGGUGGAGUCGGUAAAUCCGCCCUGACGGUCCAAUUCGUGACGGGCUCCUUCAUCGAGAAGUACGACCCCACCAUCGAGGAUUUUUACAGGAAGGAGAUCGAGGUGGACUCGUCCCCGUCCGUGCUGGAGAUCCUGGACACGGCGGGGACCGAGCAGUUCGCCUCCAUGCGGGAUCUGUACAUCAAAAACGGCCAGGGCUUCAUUCUGGUCUACAGCCUGGUCAACCAGCAGAGCUUCCAGGACAUCAAGCCCAUGAGGGACCAGAUCAUCCGGGUGAAGAGGUACGAGAGGGUUCCCAUGAUCCUGGUGGGCAACAAGGUGGACCUGGAGGGGGAGAGGGAGGUCUCCUCCGGGGAAGGCAAGGCGCUGGCCCAGGACUGGAGCUGCCCCUUCAUGGAAACUUCAGCCAAGAAUAAAGGAUCAGUGGACGAACUGUUUGCAGAGAUUGUCAGACAGAUGAACUACUCAACUGUCCCCAGUGGCGGAGACAAGUGCUGCUCAUGCGUCCUGCUCUAAACAACAACAACAACAACAACAACAACAGUAACUGAGUCCUGGCUGGUUUUUGAGCUCAUAUAUUGUCCUACAGGCAAAAGUAUUCCCUCUCCUCACACUGUUGUCUUAUUGUUGCACACAAACAAACAAACAAUUGACGAUGACAACAAUCGAUUACACUCACCAGCCAUUUUAUUAGGUACAAAUGACACCUUUUUAUAAUGUGGCAGGAUUGAUGUGUUGUGCUUUCAGAGAUGUUCUUCUUCAUACCCUGGUUGUAACAAGUGGUUAUUUUUUGCCUUUCUGUCAGUUUGAACCAGUCUGGUCAUGCUCUGAAGUUUUGGCAUCAACACAUUUUUCACUGAGAGAUCACUGGAUAUUUUCCCUCUUUCUGACCAUUCUCCGUAAACCGCAGAGCAUGGCAAGGACAAGAGUAGACCAGGGUGCGUUUAAGAUUGAUAAAGCGUUGUGUUGUAAUUGAAAUUCUGCAGCGCUGCACAAAUUCACUGCCCCAACAUUCUUGCUUUGCAGAUGACACAGCGCAACAAACGUUUUGUGGUCAACAGUCUGCAAAGGGAAUGUGAAGGCACCAUGGUUUGCUGGUUAAAUGCGAAAAUGACCGGUCACGCCAAUUUCUAUCACAAUUUCUGCAGCCCGUGUGACACACGGCAGAUUCAGAAGUCGCCCUGGUCUCGAUUGUGACGCUCAGGUUGAACUUCAGCAGGUCGUCUGGACCUUGUCAACAUGAGCUGCUGUGGUGUCAUUGGCAGUUUUGAUAUUUAUAGUGACAGGUGAAACCUAAUGGGUGUACCUAUUAAAGUGGCUGGUGACUUUCUGUAUGAUAGUUUGGAAAAGUGUUUACAUGACAAAGUACUUGAAUGUUUUGGGAUUUUUUUUUUUAUAGCUUUGUAUAUGACACUUCUCUGGUAAUGUGCCUCAAUGGGAAUGUCUCAUUGUGAAACCUAAGAGACACAUGAUUUCCUUUGCUUCUUCUCCCUGCCCCCCCAUUCGUCUCUCUCUCUCUCUUCUCCUCUAUUUGUGGUUUUAUUUGUUAAGUUGUACUGUUUGAUUAUCUGGACUGGGUCCACCAGUCUUGGAGAGAUUGGUGGUGUGGGUUAUUGUGUCCUGUGGCUGAAAGAGACCUUGACGUAUUUGAAAAUCGCUCGUGAAGCUUGCACAGGUUGCUCAAAUACAAUCUCGAUUUUCCUGCGAAAUGUCUGGAGGUGCAGACGCUCCCACGAAGGCUACGUUUAAAAAAAACAA
This is a messenger RNA of Solea solea (common sole), 2260 nucleotides long. RefSeq names its product ras-related protein Rap-2b-like. Lineage: Eukaryota; Metazoa; Chordata; Actinopteri; Pleuronectiformes; Soleidae. Gene Ontology annotation, molecular function: GTPase activity; GDP binding; GTP binding. The record is from RefSeq and is a predicted model, not a curated record. Bases 470 to 1018 code for a protein of 182 amino acids. Gene Ontology annotation, biological process: Rap protein signal transduction; negative regulation of cell migration. Gene Ontology annotation, cellular component: plasma membrane. The transcript has a single exon.